Molecule: messenger RNA, 1037 nt
Organism: Saprolegnia diclina VS20
Lineage: Eukaryota; Oomycota; Saprolegniomycetes; Saprolegniales; Saprolegniaceae
Exons: 1
Coding region: 31-909 (292 amino acids)
Molecular function (GO): phosphatidylinositol binding
Source: RefSeq, a predicted model, not a curated record
CGCCAUUCGCGCUUGGGACCAGCCACGAGCAUGCAGACGUCGAUCGCGGACGCCGCCGUGGGCAUCGUCGUCUUCAUCCCGGCGGCGCUCAAGCGGCCAUCGCACACGCUCUACUGCAUCUGCGUCAAAGUCGACGACGCGCCCAUCGCCGAGUGGACCGUCAACCGGCGCUACUCGCAGUUUCUAGAGCUGCGCGAGAAGGUGCUGCGCUUUCUGGAGCGCACCCAAGGCUGUCCGGGCUGCGCCAACACGGCGCUCGCGAUUGCGUCGUUCCCGUUUCCGCCCAAGGCUUGGUUUCGCACCAACAAGCUCGUGCGCCAGCGCGUCCGCGACCUCCAAAGCUUCAUCCAAGUGCUCAUUGGCCGGGCGUUCUCGGCCAAGCCAAAGUGCAACACGUGCGGCGCCGGCCUCCAGAACAUUGUCCGGCCCUUCUUUUACCGCGGCGCGCAGCCGAUCCAUCGGCACUCGUCGAUCGUCCGACGCGACGCCGACGACGACGACCUCAUGCUCACGCAGCGCACCAAGAACGGCGGCCUCGACUCGGACUGCUCGACCAUGAACUCGGCAAAGGACAUGUCGUACGCAGUCUCCAAGCGGCGCACGCGCAUCUCGAAAUCACUGAGCGACUCCAAGACGCUACGCCAGGCCAAGUGUUCGUUCAUCAAAGAGUCGACGUGUCAGCAGCAUGACCACGAGUCGUCGUAUCUGGACGGCGCAAGUAAAUGCACGGACGCGCGGCCGUCCGUUCUAGAUGCGCUCAAGGACGUGGUCAUCGCGGAUGGCUUUGCCAACACCAAGCAGGAAAAGAUGUACCGGCUCUCGACGAUGUGGGAGACGUUCGAGCUUGACGACAUUCAACGGGAAAUGGCGUCGGGCCGAGCGACCAAGGCCGCCGGCAUCUUGAUCUAGACUCGCUCUACUUACUACGCUCCGUAUUACCUCGUGUACAAUUACUACGACAUAUCUUCCACUAGACUAUCUAAUUAUGAACCCUUUCCUUCGUCGCCUUUCAACCUCAUCAUAUAUCUACAGCAGUC